Molecule: messenger RNA, 2360 nt
Organism: Kockovaella imperatae
Lineage: Eukaryota; Fungi; Basidiomycota; Tremellomycetes; Tremellales; Cuniculitremaceae
Exons: 5
Coding region: 101-2281 (726 amino acids)
Source: RefSeq, a predicted model, not a curated record
CCAAACCAAAAACGUCAAUCUCAGCAUUGAAUCGAUAACCCAAUUUGCCCAGCAGCAAAGAGUAUCUGGCAACCUCUAUCUUCAUACUAGUCAAGCCAGGAUGCCUCUGAGCGAUAAUUCUGCUCCAUUGACACCUGUAGCGGAGUAUUCCCCAUCGCUACCGGCAGAGGCAGAAUCAUCUCGCAAGAGUCAGUCACAGCAAUUGAGCUUAGAUCAUCAUGGGUAUGAAGACAAUGAUGAAGACGAUAUAGAGGAUGACAUAGAAGGACUUUUAUGGGACGGUCAGGCUGCUCUUAUCGCUCAUCAAUUCGAGCUUGCCAUCACUCUUUACAGCAAAGCUGCACUCCCACCCUUUCGAUCGCCACUUGCUUGUCUGGCACUUGGCAACCUGAUCUCCCGAGGUAGUGGUCAUCGGUCUGCUCCCACAUCACCCGUGGACGGGACCAAGACAUUUGAUUUUAGCACCAAUCCCAAGUCCGAGAAUGCGCCGACGACCCCGAUCGAAACACCGUCCAUUCUUUCCAGGAUCACCGAUUAUUUCGGUUGGUCGCCCCAAUCACCCAGCAUCUCAUCAUCACCUGAGGACGUCAAAGUACCGAUACGUCGGACACUGGUCGCUGAAGGCUGGUCCAUACCUAAAGAUGGCAAGCGGGCCCAUAGAGAUGUCCAAGGCAUGGGCAUAGCUGCAGGGUGGCUGCUUUUAGGUCUCGCAUGGGCUAUCGAGCGGAACAAGCUGGAUCAGAAGUCCGUCACCUCUGGCUCUCGCUCCGAGGUCUUACAGCCUGCAGCGAAGUGUAGCAUCGAGUCGUCUGCUAUCGUGUUCAACACCAAUGGCAAAGGCAAGGAGGUUGAUCGCGAGGUUUCGGGGGAUGAGUCGCGCGCAUCAUCCUCGACUGGCAAAGGAGAAGCUAGAAAUACCUCAUCAAGCUCGAGUUCAGAUGUCUCGUCCAAGUCGAGUAGACGUGGAAGCAGCACGGCGCCGACAUCAGAAUCCAUCGGCUCAGAUGCGAAUGUGCUUUACAAGCCCAAAAAGGGGUCAGAAGCAGAAGUCGAUCAGCUCAUUUAUGACUUGCUUCGUCCCUUACUUCAUUUGUAUCGUCAUGGACAAAUUCAAGCACAUGAUCCUGUGUUCUUGCCACCUAUACCGCAAGGCGAACUGCCGUCUUUGCUCAAGGCUUCUGGUGAUGCCGACAAAAGACGGAAUGCUUGGAUUCUGGGCGGCGUGGUCGCCAAAAUCAUUCGAGAUAGCCUGCCUGCCCCAGGCCCAGCUCUUGACAAUGUCAGCAAGAAGCAAAGACGUCAGUUGAAGAAGGCAAAUCUGAUCAUCACAUCAUACAUUUUAGGAAUGACGGCGCCACACGGUCAAAAAGUCGACUACUUCAAAACCAUCCUCGAGGCAGGUCACUCCAACUUGGCAGAAGCAGACGACCUCAUUGCAUCCGCCGGACAGAGACUGGACGCUCUCAAUGGCAAGUCCUCUGGAGUGACUGCGUACCUUGCCAAGGCGAAAGCCGCAAGGCAAGGCCAAGCCGGCAGCGGGCAUCAAAGAAUGACUUCGGGUCGUUCUGAGCGGCCUGCGCGGCUUUCACGUAAGGGCUCUUAUGCUUCCUUCACAUCGAGUCUGGCCAACGGGAUCCAACCAUCGCCGAUACGUAACGCGACUUCUUCCGCUAGUCUUGUCUUGGAUGAUCACCCCGAGAUGGUGGAGAAUCAAUCAGGAUCCGCUCUAGAUACGCUUCGACGAUUUGGCGCACUGAACAUGUCUCACUCCCGAGGCGCACCAUCUCGGGAGUCGCUCGAACAAGCCGAUGCGCAAAUCACCCCAUCUGCCCAAUCUCCCGUCGACCUACUUAGCCCCGAGGCACAGGCCCCCAACUCAAGCAAAGGCUACCCUCAACUUCACAUUUCUAAAUCCUCGCCCGUACUCUCGUCCUUCUACGCUUCGAUGGAACCUACUUCAGGCGCACGCCGCACCACGUCAUCGGCUUUUCUCACUCCGGACCAGGCGAACAUUGCUCCUAUAGACAAGUGUCUUGCAGAUGCUGAACUCGCCUCAGCACUGACAAAGCAAGUCUCUUGCUCAGUCUGCGGAGCGCAAGGUGUCAAUUUCCCUGAAUGCCGAAAGUGUGGACUACACUUCUGCUCCAGGCAGUGCAGGAUUGGUGAGCACGGUGCAGGAGAUGGAAAGAAGCAUCAUUGUGGUCUGUGGGAGAGCAGGAGUAAGGGCCAGGUGUUGCAGCCUGCCCAGCAACGAGCAUCACCGUCCGUCGUAGUUCAUUGACUGUAGCAAUGCUUGUAACUAUAGAGAGAGGGUCAUUCUUGCACUGUUCACAGCAUGCGCAUCAUGUAUCGUAUCCAUA